Molecule: messenger RNA, 1416 nt
Organism: Trichophyton rubrum CBS 118892
Lineage: Eukaryota; Fungi; Ascomycota; Eurotiomycetes; Onygenales; Arthrodermataceae
Exons: 3
Coding region: 1-1416 (471 amino acids)
Biological process (GO): regulation of transcription by RNA polymerase II
Cellular component (GO): SWI/SNF complex; NuA4 histone acetyltransferase complex
Molecular function (GO): chromatin binding
Source: RefSeq, a predicted model, not a curated record
AUGAAUUCUUCUGCCCCGCCCGCGGCGGCAGAGUAUGGCGGAGAUGAGGUAUCUGCGAUAAUUCUAGAUCCAGGAUACGCUUCGACGCGUGCUGGAUUCGCCGGCGAAGACACUCCAAAAUCCGUCAUUCCUACGCACUAUGGAAAGUACUCUACGGAUGCGCAAGAAAAAUACGUUUACGGCGACAACAUCUUUGUCUCUCCGCGCCCAGGCAUCUCCGUUCACAACCCAAUCAACAGAGAUGGAAUUGUGGAAGACUGGGAGAUGGCUGAAAAGCUGUGGGAGUAUUCAUUCACCUCACGAUUGACGAGCCGAAAACCUGAAAACCCAAUGAACAAUGGGCUAAAUGAUCCGAACCCCGAAGAUUUACCUGCGGAGAUGGAAGGGGUAGCGGCAGAAGAAAAACCACUGGCUGAUAGCCCGCUGCUGAUGACUGAGCCUGGAUGGAACCCGACAAAGGCAAGAGAAAAGACGAUUGAAAUCGCAAUGGAAAAUUGGGGGACACCAGCCUUUUACCUCUCUAGGAAUGGGCCAUUAGCCAGUUUUGCCGCUGGAAAAGCUACCGCGCUGGUAGUUGAUGUUGGUGCCAGUAAUAUCUCCGUGACCCCGGUCCAUGAUGGCUUGGUUCUCAAGCGCGGAGUACAGCAUUCCCAACUUGCCGGUGACUUCGUCUCAUCUCAGAUCCGAGCCCUUCUCAAAUCAAGUACACCGCCAGUUAACUUGACACCCCAUUACCUAAUUUCUUCCAAGGCUGCAGUCGAUGCUGGCCAACCCGCUCAAGCGGUAUACAAGGAUCUACCCGAGAACAAACUCCCAGGCCCUUCAUACCGCCGGCUGAUAGAGGACCGAACACUUUCAGAGUUCAAAGAGUGUGUAGUGCAGGUUUGGCCAGGGCCUGGUGCCCUAUCCGCCCAAGGCCCCAAUGGCACCUCCAACGAGGAGCUAGCAAAAGCCAUUCCAAUGCGUUCAUUUGAAUUCCCAGACGGCUUUAAUCAGCUUUUCGGCCCUGAAAGAUAUCGUGUUGCUGAGAGCCUAUUUGACGCUAAGGCUGCUUUGCCUGAUCCAGAUUCCGAGUUCCCUUCACCAACAGCCAACCAGACAAUACCAGAAUUGGUCCGGAUUGCCCUCAACCAAGUUGAUGUUGACAUUAGGCCAACUCUACUUGCGAAUGUAGUGGUUACUGGAGCAGGCAGUUUGCUUUACGGCUUCACUGAUCGGUUGAACUAUGAGCUCACAAAUAUGUACCCUAGUCCGAGAGUUAGAAUAUCUGCUCCUGGAAACACUGCAGAGAGAAAGUUUGGUUCCUGGAUAGGUGGAAGUAUUGUGGCCAGUCUGGGAACAUUCCAUCAGAUGUGGAUUUCGAAGAAGGAAUAUGACGAACAUGGCCCAAAUAUUGUGGAAAAGCGAUGCAAGUGA